This is a messenger RNA of Pecten maximus, 921 nucleotides long. Its product is annotated as cell wall protein DAN4-like. The coding region runs from base 1 to 921 and encodes 306 amino acids. Lineage: Eukaryota; Metazoa; Mollusca; Bivalvia; Pectinida; Pectinidae. The transcript has 3 exons. The record is from RefSeq and is a predicted model, not a curated record.
AUGACUUGGACAGACGCCAAGAAAUACUGUAAGAAAUGGAAUGGUCGUCUUAUUGUGCUAGAUAGUCAGGAAAAGUGGGACUACUUCACGGCUCACAGCAAAUACCAGGAAUAUCGACUGAACGAGACGGUACAGUGGAUUGAUAUGAAAUUUAAUGACACUUUUACGUGCGAAUGGAAAGAUGUUUCACUCAUCACGUCGGGACAAACAAGGUCUAUCGAACAGACAACGACAUCUGAAAUGGAGGCAGCUUAUGUGGAAUCGACGGUUUCAUCGCCACAUUUCAGCAAACCUGAGACUGACGUGUCGUCUAUUACCUCCUCCACAAGGUCCACACCAGAAAAAGACGUGUCGACUGCUGCCUCUUCUACAAGGUCCACACCAGAAUCGGACGUGUCAUCUGCUGUUUCCUUUACGACAUCCUCUACGUCACCACAAACAGAAACUGAUGUGCUGUCUACUACUUUAUCUACGCCAUCAACGUCAGGCACGAAGGAGCCGGCUACUGUUUCCCCUACGACUACAACGACUGAAGCAGAAAUUAUGACGUCAUUUGAUUCGCCUACAUCUACCACGCCAGUCAUAUCAACCACUACCGCUCUGAUUCUUUCUGGCGUAGAAAAUGACACUUGCAGUAGAUGUUGUCUCCUGAAAAACCAGACAAAACUUAACCAGUAUGAACUUGAAGAGAUCCUGCAUUUUUUGAGGCUGCAGUUGGCUGUAAACAAAAGCACACUAUCCGUCCAGAGGCGUAAACUCGUGAACGUGUAUGACUCCCGUCCGAGUAGCGCUGCCAUGGGAGGUGUGGCUUACGUCAUCCUAGCCACGGUUCUCGGAGUGAUCGUUGUACCUGAUAGAAUCGCAUUUGCUAGGUUCCUAUACGAACGCUCUCGGCCGCAGCGCAAGAACUUGGCUAUAUAA